AUAUAUUUAGUUGUAGAAAAUUCAGAUCAAAUUGAUCAUAUAUAGAUAGAAAAUACAUAAAAGUGAUAUUAUGAAGUUACAGCAGCAGGUUAUAUAAGGUGAAGAUAACAACAACACGCAGGUGAGUCUUGACAACGAGGGCGGCGUCGUUAGCAACCACCUCCACACUCACUCUGGCCUCAACAAAUGGCUGAAUUACGCAAACAAGAGAGCAUAGAUGACACCAAAAAGAUCGUUCAUACAUAUCCUUUAUUGCGGCAUACAGACAUGUCAGAGGAGAUGAAGACAGAGACAAUGGAGCUGAUAGUUACUGCAUGUGAGAAACACCAGACAAACAAUGAAAGUGCAGCACGGGUCAUCAAGGAGACAAUGGACAAACGGUAUGGAGCAACUUGGCAUUGUGUUGUUGGAGAAGCUUUUGGUUUUGAAGUGUCAUAUGAAGUCAAGAAUCUCCUGUACAUGUUUUUUGCUGGUAAUCUUGCCAUAGCUGUGUGGAAGUGUUGUUAGGGUAAAGUGCUAACAUCUGUACUGUACACUGUUAACCUCUUCACCAAUGCCAGACGUUUCAUUCGGCAGAGAGGGGAGUCCAUACACAAGUGGUCAUGGAUAAAAUUGCAUUCCAGUUUUCUGAUGAAAUAAGUUGUUUCAGUAUACAGUACAACAUGUGGAUCACCUGAAGAAUCUCCAUCCCAGCUUAUUUCACCUAAAGAUUAACCACACUAAUACUAACCUAACCUAACCAAUCAACUCACACAACCUAUCCUGAAAUAAGCUGGGAUGGAUAUUCUUCAGGUGAUCCACAUACUGUAUAGCACUUGUAGUCAAUAAUUGUGCAAUAAGUUGAUAGUUUCAUGUGUUAAAUAGCAUAAGGAGUAAAUUAACCUUGCUUACAAUCUUUUGCUAUUUUGCAUUAACCCUUAAACAGCGGCUAAGGAUUCCCUACUCCACCUUCAUAUGCACAGAAAAUAGAACGUAAGGAACAUGAAAGUGUUACUGAUGAUGGCCACCGUCCCUCCAUCUAUCAUCCACUAGAAAUGGCCGCUGUUUAAGGGUUGAUAAAUCAUGAUGCAGUUGAAGUAAAGGCCAAAUAAUUAAAGCUACUUUUAUUGUUUUGUCAUGUUUUUGGUGUGUAAUUUGAUCUGUCCUUUGGUGCUGGAGUGAUGUUGACAGGUGGGUUAGUUACUUGUUUUUUAUGUCCCAAUAUACCUUUUGUGUGUGUUUAGAAAAGAUUUUGGUGGCAUUAUUUUAGCUGUAUGUAUUGUACAUUAUUGCUUCGGGUACUACAGUAGUUUUGAACUCAUGCCUUACACAGAAAGGGACUUCAGGAUAUUAUAUGUAAACAGAAUGAGGAACUGCUGAUGUGGUUAAACAGGGCAAGAUUUAGGUGUCUGAUCUAGGCAACUAAAGUAAUUUUUAGUUGGUCUCAAAUUCUUAGUUGUCCAUGUGUGUGUAUGUUGUUUUACUUGUGUUAUUAUCACUUCAGACAUCACAUGACAUUUCCUUAAUUCUUUACAAAAUAAUCUUUGUAAUUCUGCUUAAUGUGACCUUCAACUGCCCAUACAAAUGCAAAGUCUGGGUUUGGGAAACGUUCCAUUAACUCAAGAUAUUUUGCCCUCAUAUUUAAGAGUCCUGGGUAGAGUUACUUUGCCAGAAAUGUGACACUAACCAAAUAUCAGUACAAUAUUUUUAAUUUAUUGAUUUCUGAGUUGUUUUAUGUUUGAGCUGCAACAUGUGCUCACUGCCAAGCAUCUCUGGCCAAUGCUUGAGACACAUUGUAAUGCAUGACAGAAUGAAUUUUCUCUAUAUAUUCACUGCUUUAGCGUGCAACUAUCUUACAUAGAUAAACCUGAAUCCACUGGUUGUCUCACAGACCAAAGAGGUUUCAGCAGUUGUUGACAGUUUAACAUAGUUGUACACUCUCAUUCACUUUGAAUUCCAACUUGACUACAUGGGAUAACAUGAAUCAACUUCAGUCUUUGUUUACAGCAUGACUGUCAUCACCUUCCUACUUAAUCUCUAGAAUAAUCAUUGAAGUUUUAAUUGUGUUUCUUACACUUUACUGAUCUUGGUUUUUAUUAUUACACAAUACAAGGAAUAUGUCCCACAGUUUUUGUAUACCUGUAUAUAUUAUCUUGGGUUUUAUGGUGCAGUGGCUGAGGAGAGGCAGCACUCACCUCUUGUACAAAGAGUGACUUAUUUGCACACCCAGCUGUGGAUGGUCACCUCACUUUAGAUGAGAGUGUGAAGGUGAAUAUUGUUUGUGUCCAAUAGCUGACAUUAUGAAUUUAGAAAAGCUUUGUCUCAAAAGUAAGUCUAGUGAUUCAGUGUUGUAUGAUAAAGUGACAACAACAUCUAGAACAGCUUGAGAACAAUACCUAACUGUUUUUUGGCAUCUUCUCCUCUUAACAGUUUUAUGAUGGAGUAAAAUCCCUGUGACACUCUUUAAGACCAAUUUCCAUAGGUAGAUAGACUACAUAUUGUACAGUCCUUUUUUAACUGUCAGGUGCUGACUAACACAGUGAUAAAGUCUACAUUAACACAGGUCAGUUUUAACUUGAUUCUGUGUUCCAAACUGUGGCAUUACGUAUACACGUUUCUCUGUCCAUUUAUUUGCGAGUUAUUUAAAUGAUAAACAAAUUAUGAUUCUAUUCAAAACAGCUCUUGUAUUUAUGAGAAUUUUUAAACUGUAGUGUUUAUUACUUUUCUUGACAGUGACUGGUAAUCACACACAUUCACGAGCUCCGUCCAGUUUUGGCAGCAUUCCAGUUUAAUAUGCAAACACUAACUUAGGUAAAUAUAUAUUUUUACAUGUGUCAUAGUUUUGUUGAAUAUCAUGAUGUACAGUCACUCAAAAACUAUCUACACAAAAUUGUGUUGAAAAAAAUCUGACACUGAGACAACAGGAGUCACAGUGUUCAUUCUGAAAUCAUCGACACCUCCAAGUAGAGAUAGUAUUUUGAGUGGCUGUACAGCAUCUGAUUUCUGUGAUGAGGGUAAUGUAUUGUACCUCAGAGUGUGGAUAAUAUACGGUUCAGUGCCCCAGUGGUUAGAAUAGUGGUCCUAAAGUUCAUGGUCUUGCCAGUGCCUUCAUCAGAGAGGGACUUCAAAAAACAAACUUCACCUCAUCUAGUUCACCAACAUUGACCCAUAAGUCAUUGUUUACCACUUAUCUGAAUUUACUGUUCAUUUAUUUUAUUUUUUAUCUUGUUUGAUGUAUAUUUAUGUAUUAUAAACUGAUGCAUGGGAGCACUAUCCUAUUGAACCAUGUUUUAGAAAAUGAAUCCCUUCACAAUGGAGAUGCCACUUUUAAUAUUUUAUUUGGCCAAUGUCAGAUUAUUUUAUUCAGCACAAAGAGACUCUCAUACACAAGGGGUGAAUGAGUGUUUUAGUCAUUUGUUUAAUAUGAUGGUCACAUAUUAGACAAGGCCAAAGGACUUUUACACAGUAUUCAAGCAAGCAACUUCAAAUGACUCCAAAUCUUAUUAGUUUAUCAUGUGAGAAAAAUCUGUGGAAAAAAGUGAAUGGCUCUGUAUAAAGGUACAGUGAAUGUUUCAAUUACAGUAUCUAAAAAGUGAAUAUGUGGUAAUUCAACUUGUCCCAGCAGCUUUUGAGAAGUAAACCUUCAUUUAAGGGGCCUUACUUGAAUUGAUUUCGUUUAAUUUAUGGGAGACUUUUUUAAAAUAUAAACUGUAACUGAGUUAAUCAUGAGUACAGGAUAAGGUUCAGUAUUUAUACUUGAUCAGACUUAAUGUAUGAAGACCAUAAUGAAUUUAUACAUAUACUGUACCAGUACUGUAGUGAGAUGUACUGUAUGUGUAAGAUGUAUACUGAUUACUGUACUGUAAGAUGUAUACUGAUUACUGUACUGUACCUGUAUAUGUACAGUCAAAGACAAAGCUUGUGUCCUCGUUCUGUCCAAUGAUCACGGUCCAUCUAACAAACCGUAUUGAAAGCCUUGCCACGACUACAUCCUGGCAGUAGGGAAGCCUGAAACCAACUGUUCCAAUGAUACGAGGAAGCGUGCUGAAAGGUUCACCAUGUGUGAGAUGCUUUCACCAAUUUUCUGGCCACGAUUUUUGUCUUUGACUGUACAUUGGUUUUAUUAAUAGACCAAAGAAUUGAGAAUUUUAAGAUUUUAAAACAUAAACAAGUUCUGUACCAGUGGUUGGCCUGAUGAAAGUAUUAUAAGUAAUUGUCUUCCAGUUCUCUGGGCUUAAUUAUCAAGAGGUUGAAUCUCCAAGGUGACUUACAGGGAAUGGUGCAGGUAGAUCUCAAUACAGUAUAUAGAAGGGUUCUGUAAAUUGAAGUGUAUUUUCCCACUGACUCCCAUUGUACUGGGCUGUUCAUUAGGAGAUACAUUCCUAUGAAACAAAAGGAUUCCUUUGACACAAUAGAAUGACACUAUCCUACAUGGGCCACUGGCCUCCUUCCUCCAUCAAGAUUGUCUCUAGUUAGGGUGGCCAUGAGGUAAAUCAGGCAGGUAAACAUGUUUUAAGGGAGAAUAAUAAAAAAAAAAUGAUGAUAAUCAAACUUGUACAAUACAUGUAAUGCUAAUGACUUCAAUCCAAAUCAAAAGACAGAUAUUGUACCAUACAAUACUGUAAUUACCAGGAGUCAGUCAUCUCGGUACAACUAUGGAAAACGAGAUUAUUUUUAUGAACAUACUGUACAUACAGUAUUUGAUUCUAUUUUAAGAAUGGAAUGUGUGAUAACUGUAUCCAAUUCAAUACAGUACUGUACCUGCCUGUAACUAAAACAAACUAAACAAUACUCUUUUGGCCAGGAGUUCAGACAAACUAUCAUCGUAAAUGUUAUUGAUGUACUGUACAUGACAGUACUGUACUUGGUGCUAAACAUUGUCUUGGUGUUUAUUGGUGGUACGCUAUUUCUACCAACCUGUAUUAUUUUAAUUCCACACCACAGUACUGUACUUGAGUCAUGGUGUUGCAGGAUGCCAAAUUUCUCAAGCAUAAUUAUCACAUGAUAGAAAGUUGCAUACAGUAAACAACAUAUGUGUGUACGAUGAAAUUUUAAUGGACUAAUAAGAAUAAAUAGUGUCCGGUAACCUGACUUCUGAGUUGAUAUCACAGGUUACAAACUUAGAUGGUGUACAGUAUUACCAGAGAGGCACAGCACUGUACACCUAAUGGUAACUAACACAAGGCAUGAGUGUGAACAUUAUUAUAGUGUAUUAGUUUAAGGUCAGGUACUGUAUAUUUCUGGUACAUAUUUAAAUAUAAUUAUGAGAUAUCA
This is a messenger RNA of Homarus americanus (American lobster), 5253 nucleotides long. RefSeq names its product dynein axonemal light chain 4-like. Gene Ontology annotation, cellular component: dynein complex. Bases 187 to 507 code for a protein of 106 amino acids. The transcript is spliced from 3 exons. Gene Ontology annotation, molecular function: dynein light intermediate chain binding; dynein intermediate chain binding. The record is from RefSeq and is a predicted model, not a curated record. Gene Ontology annotation, biological process: microtubule-based process. Lineage: Eukaryota; Metazoa; Arthropoda; Malacostraca; Decapoda; Nephropidae.